This is a messenger RNA of Lasiodiplodia theobromae, 3090 nucleotides long. Its product is annotated as Vacuolar protein sorting-associated protein vps13. The record is from RefSeq and is a predicted model, not a curated record. Lineage: Eukaryota; Fungi; Ascomycota; Dothideomycetes; Botryosphaeriales; Botryosphaeriaceae. Gene Ontology annotation, biological process: late endosome to vacuole transport; protein targeting to vacuole; mitochondrion organization. The coding region runs from base 1 to 3090 and encodes 1029 amino acids. The transcript has 3 exons. Gene Ontology annotation, cellular component: extrinsic component of membrane.
AUGCGCUACAAGUUGCAUGCCCCCGUUGAAGUCGUGAACCUCCUGCCAUACGACUUCAAAUACAGGAUCUACGAUGACAACACGAAGAAGGAUUGGACGAACUUCUUGCGUAAGGGAGGCGUCAGCCCUGUGCACGUUGUGGAACUUUCCCACUUGCUGCUCAUGAGCGUUGAUAUGCAGGACACGCCGUUCAAGCCCAGCAAGUUCUCCGUCAUCAACUCGUCCGACAAGGAGAACUUCCGACGUGAGAAGACUGUGGAAGUCAAGGACAAUCAGGACCUGGCAUUGCGCCUGAAACUCCACUACUACAACAUUCCCGAUAGUGGAGGUGCUUUCAAGGUCGCUGUGUACAGCCCUUACGUUAUCCUCAACAGGACCGGGCUUGAGCUCGACGUGCGGAGCAAGGCAUUCCUGGGUCAAGCGAAGGCCGCCGCGGGUGCCGGCGUGUUUGCAAACACGCAGGGCGAUUCGACCAGAGCCCAGCCGUUCAUGUUCUCCUUCCCUACCGAUGACCACAAGAAUCGUGCACUCAUCAAGGUCGGUGAUUCGAACUGGAGCAAGCCGCAGAGUUUCGACGCGAUUGGUAGUACGUACGAUGUUGCGCUUCCGAGCGCCCAAGGGAGAUCAGAUAUGCACGUGGGCGUCACUGUUGAAGAGGGAGAGGGCAAGUACAACUUGAGCAAGGUUGUUACCAUUGCUCCACGGUACAUCAUCAAGAACAAGAUGAGCGAGGAUAUCAACAUCCGUGAGCCCGGAUCCUCGAACAUUCUGACGUUGAAGAACGGCGACCUCCUGCCUCUUCGCUAUCUGCGAUCGGGCGAGCGUCAGCAACUCUGCUUGUGCUUCCCCGGUGUCAACAAUCAGUGGUCAGCACCUUUCGACAUUGCAAAUGUCGGAAGCGUCCACGUGAAGCUCGCCAAGGCUGGUCAGCGUCAGAAGCUGAUUCGUGUCGAGAUUCUCAUGGAAGGAGCGACCAUUUUCUUGCACGUUAGUGUGGAGACCAAGCACUGGCCCUUCUCCAUGCGCAAUGAGAGCGACACGGAAUUCUUGUUCUGGCAGACUAACCCGAACGUUGACGAGGACGAGGAAGAUAACGGUUCUGGCUGGCGUCCCAUCCGGUACCGUCUUCCGCCAAAGAGCAUUAUGCCGUACGCCUGGGACUACCCGGCGGCCAAGAACAAGGAGAUUGUGCUCAAGGCCAACAAUAAAGAGCGGCACGUCAAGCUCGCCGAGAUUGGCAAUCUGGUUCCGCUCAAACUUCCGCCGGCUCAGAGUUCCAGCCGUGGCAAGAUCAUCGAUCUCAGUGUCGUUGCGGAUGGGCCGACGCAGACGCUUGUCAUCUCUAACUGGAAGCCUUCGAAGAGUUUGUACAAGCAGAAGUCGGCCUCGGCAUCCAGAUCUACCACGGACGGCUUUGAAGUCAAGGAUGUGGACACGGAUGUUACAUUCAAGGCCAAGCUGCGUAUUGCUGGUAUCGGAAUCUCACUCGUCAACAGACAGCUCCGUGAACUCGUUUACAUCACCCUGCGUGAUAUCGAGUUCAAUUAUGGUGACUCGGCGCUGUACCAGCAGUUCUCCAGCACUAUCAAGUGGAUUCAGAUCGACAACCAGCUCUACGGCGGUAUCUUCCCUAUUCUGUUCUACCCCAGUGUUGUUCCCAAGACGGGCAAGGAAAUGGAGGCACACCCAAUUCUCCAGGCCUCGAUCACGAGGGUCAAGGAUGAUUCGUACGGUGUGCUGUACAUCAAGUACUUCUCCUUCCUGUUGCAGCAGAUGACACUCGAAAUCGACGAAGACUUCAUCUUCGCGCUUCUUGACUUUGCCAAGAUUCCUGGAGCGUCUUGGUCUGAGGUCAAGGAAGGAAAGCUUUGCGACGAGGAGCUUGACAUCCCAGAGCCGAAGCAGGAACAGGGCGGCCAGGAUGUCUACUUCGAGCUUCUGCACCUGCAGCCAAUGCAGUUCGAUUUGUCCUUCGUCCGUACUGAGCGUAUCAACGCCGAAGACACGAUGACUUCCUCUAACCCCUUCAUGUUCGCCGUCAAUGUCCUCACCAUGUCCAUCGGUAACGUCAAUGAUGCUCCGCUGCGGUACAACGCCCUCAUUCUAGAGAAUGCUCGCGUAUCGGUCGCGGCUCUUGUCAACAGCAUCAAGAACCACUACGUCCAGGAGAGUUUGCGCCAAGUCCAUCUCAUUCUUGGAUCCGCCGACUUCCUUGGCAACCCUGUUGGCUUGUUCCAGAACGUAUCGUCUGGUGUCACCGACAUCUUCUACGAGCCUUACAAGGGUCUCGUCAUGACGGACAGGCCUCAGGACCUUGGUAUUGGCAUUGCGAAGGGUGCGUCCAGUUUUGUCAAGAAAUCAGUCUUCGGUUUCUCGGACAGUAUGGCCAAGUUCACCGGCAGUUUGUCUAAGGGUCUUGCCGUUGCCACGAUGGACCAGGAGUUCCAGAACUCUCGUCGUAUGAAGCGUUCAAGGAACAGACCGAAGCACGCUCUUGGCAUCGGCGGCCUCGCCCGCCACCCGCUGCAGGGCGCGGAGAAGGAGGGUACUCUUGGCUUUGUCAAGGGCAUUGGUAAGGGCUUGCUGGGUGUUCCCACCAAGGCCGCCAUCGGCGCGUUCGAUCUUGCGUCCAACAUGGCCGAAGGCGUGCGCAACACGACAACCGUCUUCGACCAAGAGGGUCUCGACCGUGUCCGCCUGUCCCGUUUCAUCGGCCAGGACGGCAUCGUGCGUCCCUACAGCCAGCGCGAGGCGCUCGGCCAGUUCUGGCUCAAGACGCUGGACAACGGUCGCCACUUCAACGAGGACUACAUCGCGCACCUGGAGCUCCCCGGCAAGGACCUGCUGGUCAUGCUGACGUACAACGGCAUCAUGCUGGUGAAGACGCGCAAGCUGACGACCGAGUGGGACGUGCCGCUCAAGGACAUCCAGACCAUCAGCAAGGAGCGGACGGGCAUGAGCAUCACGCUCAAGGGCGGCACCAACGGGCCGUUCAUCCCCGUCGCGGACGAGCAGAGCAGGAACUGGCUGUACAGGCAGAUCGCGGUGGCGGUGAACGCGUACAACGAUAAGUGGAAUGCCAAGGGUUGA